CGUCAGACUGCAGGAGAAGCUAGCGUGUGAGCUUAGCGAGGCUAUGUGAAGGCUGCCUUGUGACUGACUGCUCAGAACUCUCCGAGCUCUUGUGGGGAUUUGUAGUUGUGUGUUCUCGUCAGGUCCAGUGACUUGCCUCUUAGCAAAAUGAUUUUGGAAACUGGAGCAGCGGUGGCGGCGGCUGUGGUUCUGGGCACAAGGUUGGCCUACAGGUCCCAAGCCGGCAGGUGCUCCUCCACAAGACACCUCUUGGGGAAAACUGUCAUUGUCACAGGCGCCUCUGCUGGCAUCGGGAAAGAGGCGGUGUAUGACUUGGCCAGAAGAGGCGCACGCAUCAUCCUCGCCUGCAGGAACACAGAGAAGGGCCAGAAGGUUGCAGACGAAGUCAUGAGAACUACACGCAACAGGAAGAUGGAAGUGCGUCAGUUGGACACUUCCGACCUGACCUCGGUCAGGGAGUUUGCUGAAGGCGUCCUGGCCACGGAGAAGAGUCUACAUGUCUUGAUGAACAACGCAGGAACGCUGGGCAUGGCUGAGAAACGCACCACAGCAGAUGGUCUGGAGCUGACUAUGGCCACCAACUACUUUAGUCACUUCCUUCUCACCAACAUGGUCUUGGGCCUACUGAAGGCUAGUGCUCCAAGCCGGAUCGUCAAUGUAACGUCAAACCAACACCUCGCGUGCAAGUUGCUUAAUCCGGACGACCUUAACUACCAGGUGAGAGCUUACCCUGGAUUUGAAGCCUCUUACAACGACAGCAAGCUCGCCAAUGUCCUCUUCACUGUGGAACUUUCUCGCAAGCUGUAUGGCUCAGGUGUGACCGCGAACAGCGUUCACCCGGGGAUUGUGUCCACGGAGAUCAUGCACAAGGAGGGAGGACCCUGGUUCUUGCGCUACUUCGCCGCUUGGCCCAUCUGGCUUAUGGGAAAAGAUGCGAAACUUGCUGCCGAGACGCUGAUUCACCUGGCAGUGUCAGAGGAGGUAGACGGUGUCAGUGGGAAGUACUUCGUUGACUGUAAGGAAAGCAAAACCAACGACUUGGCCAAGGACUCGGAGCUGGUUAAGAAGUUGUGGGACGUCAGCGAGCGGCUGGUGAAACUUAAACCAGAAGAGAAACAUUACUAGUUGCCCUUCACCACCUGGACCAGACUCCUCCAGCCACAACCUGGCACGAACCGUAGAUUGGCUUGACCUGUAGUAGAUAUUAUUGUAUUUCAUUUAUUUUAGCUAUAGUAACUUAUUUAUUCGAGGGUAUUAUGCAAUUGAAUACUAAUAAAAUUUAUCGUCCAAA
Messenger RNA from Procambarus clarkii (red swamp crayfish), 1291 nucleotides. Its product is annotated as retinol dehydrogenase 13. The record is from RefSeq and is a predicted model, not a curated record. Lineage: Eukaryota; Metazoa; Arthropoda; Malacostraca; Decapoda; Cambaridae.